AAAUAAAUGUGCUACGGAACAACCAAAAAUGCUUCCAACACCUCAAUUAUUCUUGCUGCCUCCAACACCCCAUCGGUCCUUCCUACUAGUACCGGUACCGGUACCAGUACCGGCACCUCUAAUCCAAAACCCGAUCUAUUGCUGUGAGAAAGAAGAACCAUGAUGACGCGGCUGCCACUAUUCCUUCUGUGUUGUCUAGUCAUCUUGGUCUUGAUUUUGACAGAAGCAGUAGAGGAACCUCAAAAACGAGGUAUUUCGCUCCCCAAGGGCGUGGGCGAGUACGAUGAACACUUUUUCAACGAUCACGAAAUGUUGCGUCCCAUCUUUGACGCCUUGGUGACCGAAAUGUACAAGCUACUGCCUCGUGGGAAACGACUGUCGUCGGUCUUGGAUGUCGGUUGUGGGACGGGAUAUCUCGUGGAAGCCUGGAGAUCGGAAACUCCCCUCUCCAAAUCCUAUUGUGUCGAAGGGUCUUCCAACGCUGCCCCCCAUUGGCCUGCCAUUUUUGCCCGUCGCUAUUAUCAAACUUUGGACUUGCAGGCACCCACUGCUGUCCAACAAAUCCCCAAAACAGAUGUUGUAACGUCCUUUGAAGUGGCCGAACAUUUGCCACCAUCACAUGCCGAUCGGUUCAUUCAACUCUUGGUCCAUCAUUCUCCCGCUAUGGUCUUUUUUGGUGCCGCCACGCCCGAUCAAGAUCAAGGCAAGAAUCCCUCCCAUGUCAAUGAGAAUACCCUCGGAUAUUGGAUUGACCAGUUUCGUCAUCAGCAGUACAUUAUUGAUUUUGAAGGCACCGCCUUUUUUCGGUACAAUCUCUUGAAGAAUCCCGUUUACGUACAAUAUUUUGGCCAGGCGUGGUGGUAUGUCAAGAAUGCCCUAAUCUUUGUCCCUCAGCGCAAUCAGACCGAUGUUGAUCAAGCCAUAAUCCAUCAUCCCGAAGAGAUCAACUUACUCUCUCCGAACUUUCUCGAUAUUGGGAAGGGCCGUCUGGAACAUUUGUGGAAACGAGAUUGGACCGAGUUUGCCACUUUGUUCUAUCAAGAACAAGACAAGGCGGCAAAGAGAAUAAUAUUGCAAAAACAGCAAGAAUACGAUGACGGAGACGAUGAGUUGUAGAGGACUAUUCACAAUCUACACAGAGAUUUGUUGUUGGGGGAGGAGUAACAACGACAGGCAAGUCCAUAGGCAAAGGGACGCUCCUUCCGUUUCAAUGUUGACUUGCCUUGUAUGGAAUCAACAAUCCGACUUCGGUUUCGGGGAUGUGGGGGGUCGACAAACAACUGGGCAACGUGCGAUAGCAGCGGGUGUGGGCAGCCAGGAUCUUUGUUUCAUCCAAAUUUUAAAGUCGGCAGGUACCAAACGGUGCACACAAGACAUAAAUGGUUUUCCAGCAGGGUGACCAAUGUGGUCUCAUCUUGCCACAUGUUUUGCUCUCUUUCUAGUGCCCAGCUUGAAGUGGCGGUAGAUUAGUCUGCUUGAUUACAGUAGGGUUGCUUGUGCUUCUGAAGCAAGAUUGGCGUAUCCAUUAUUUGAAGCCUCCUCUCCCUACCGGUAGCUUAGCCCCCCACGCACCUCGAGGCAUGAGCUGUGGUGUUGGAAAGCAUGAGUUUCAGGGUACCGUAGAUAACUACAUCGUCUCUAGCUAGAUCCCCGUUCGUUGAGUUUCAGGUUUCGGUACCGGUAUGAUG
Messenger RNA from Seminavis robusta, 1688 nucleotides. The record is from the annotation of a GenBank genome assembly. NCBI's taxonomy places the organism in Eukaryota, Bacillariophyta, Bacillariophyceae, Naviculales, Naviculaceae.